Portunus trituberculatus (swimming crab) is the source of this 4447-nucleotide messenger RNA. RefSeq lists its product as uncharacterized. Lineage: Eukaryota; Metazoa; Arthropoda; Malacostraca; Decapoda; Portunidae. Bases 1420 to 4194 code for a protein of 924 amino acids. The record is from RefSeq and is a predicted model, not a curated record. The transcript is spliced from 2 exons.
GAGGGUGGUGUAUAAAGAUAAAUAACCAUGACGGUGAAGGUGGUGGCGGUGUUUCUUAUCAGGCAGGCAUUCUAAUGAUAACACAAUACAACGAUAAGAUAAAACAACACUCGAUCACUACCUACACUACUUCCUGAGAUAUUUUCUCCCACCAACACCACCCUUGCCACCAACACCAUCACCACCACUAUUAAAACACCGGUACCUUUAUGACCGCACUCCGCAGCAUCACCACCACCAUCACCACCACCACCAGAUACUCCUUUCUCUCCCUCCCGCCUCCCACUGACCUCGAUGGCGGCCAGGGAGAGUCGCAACAAGUCGAGGGAAAAGGAAUCGAACGCCAGGUAGAUAAGCCCUUGUCAUGCCAGGCGGGCCAGGGUGACGUGAGCCUCCAUAGUAAUCGGCAAACCUACGCCGUCUCGGACAUGCUUAGCACACAUACCCUCCCAGGCUGGCUAAGGCGGUGCGCCGGUGUCCACAAGUGUUCCUGUCAGAGCUGGAUGUACUGGUUGUGCUGCCGAGUGAGCGAGUGACAUCUCUUGUGACUGAGUUCAUUAUAUUAUUACACAAAAUCUUGCAAAAAAUCAACACUAAUGAUUAUUAGAGUGUAGAGUGAGAAACAUAUGAAUUUCUGGAUUUCUACGAGUGAAGUUAAUUAUUGUACCUUGUGCAAAUAAUUGCCGACAUAGAUAUUCACAAUAAUUGAAAAUUAAACUAGAAUUUUUACAUCCAGGAGUGUUGUUGGGAGUGAGUGCAUUGAAAAAUGUAGCAAAGAUUGAGGUUUGGACCUUCUCCCCACCAGAGUGCCUGGUUUUCCGUCACGGACAUGCCAACACUGCAAUCUUGUCCUUGGUGAACUAGAACCAGUUCUAUAUAUGACCUUUUACCACUUAGGCGGGCAGACAAACUGUUGUAUGAGGUCUGCGUGUUGGCAUUUGAGUAUUGCGAGAGGCAGGCUCGUGUCCAGAGCAGAGGAGAAAGUGCGGGUUCUCGGAGAACGUCGGCUGCUGGAUCAGCUGCUGGACAACUCAAGCAGUGGUGUAAAGAUCAGUAGGGCAACACUACUCUCAGUUUUAUGCAACAAACGAGUCGCCACCACUGUUAAGACGGCGGCCGGCGGGGCGUCCUGCUGCUCCUGCCGCUGCUCGUGAAAAUAUAUAAAGCGUCGUGACACUUCACUGAGAGAGACGACCUGUGUGCUCACGGUCGAGUGUUAAGAAAUCGUGAGAAACAGGAAGACAUGAAUCGUGUGUCUGAGUGCAAAAUAUGAGAGCAAUGACAGGUGAAGCUCCGGGAAAAGUUCGCCGUUUCAAUUGCGAGUGAAAGGAAGGGUAUAGUCGUGUGUGUAUGGUGACAGGCUGGAAAAGUGGCAUGGCAGUGUGGAAGCAGUGCAGAAGGCAGACAUAAGGAGGCACAAUGGCAGUGCAGUGGCGGGAGACCAGCUUUCUUCCCACCCACUCGGCAUCCAGGGUGAGAGUCCCUAUAGACUUUGAAGUCGAGGAACCUGAGGAAGAACUUGACUUUAUCCUUGAGGUCGAAACAGCUAUUGAACCAACAAGGGUGGAAAUUUCUGAGGAAUUCUCGAGCACUGAGAACGAAGAUGAAGCACAGAUCACCGUACUCCAGGCUAGACCAGACACCAAGUCGGGUGCGGCAAAGGAGGCCACACCAGUGACUCUGGAACAGCUGCAAAAUGAGAUCCACAUGAUGCAAAAUGAGGCAAGGGUGCUGCGUGACCUUAUAGAGAACAGUGAGAGCUCAGUAGGAGAGGUGGCGCACAGUGCAGUGGAGUCGUGGCAGCAAGGAAAUGUCUUUGAGAGCGUGAGAAGGAGGGCUGAAGCAGGGAUGAUCGCUGUCGAUGUCACUCCCAACACAAGUCAAGUUGUGUUCCACCGCCAGUUCACCGAGCAGGUUGUCACACGCCAACGCUCUCCUUCUAAGCAACAAAGACGAUCCCAUGGUAACAACAGUAGUGACGGUAAUUACAGCAGCUCCUCCCCAGAGUCUCCACGUCUUACAGAGGUAAGAGCUGUGACUUACCAACCUGUUGCAGGAAGCACAUCACGAGAGACACAUAAGGAGAACGAGGCCAUAAAAAGAGCAAAUAAAGACAACACAACAAAUCUCCCAUCCAUAUCGAGCCAAGUGGCAGGCGAGGUGGUAAGAAAGAAACCUAACACUGAGAAAGAAGAUGGAGACAACUCAUACGCGGAGACACAAACUACUGAGCAACCUCUUUCUGUAGAGCCAGCUGAAGAAGACUCAGCAACAGAUGAUUCACUUAAGGACGGAAGAGUCAUGAAUGAACCAAUUAGAGGACCCAGAGUCGUAUAUGAGCUAAGGAAACAAGAUAGUUUUACUGACAAACCAAUCAAGAUAGACAACACCAAUAAUGAAGCAAUUAGCCAAAACACAAUAACAAAUGAGCCAGACAGAGAAGAUGCAGCUUUAGAAAACGCAGAAAGGAGACAAUCAACACAAGGAGAAGCAAACAGGGAACACUCUGUUGAAGACUCCUUUUCACCGGAGGAACCAGAUGACAUGGACGCAAAUAAUGGCCGCAGGUCUCGCAGCUCGUACCACAACAUGGUGGAAGAAAUGGGCUUUGCUUCCUCCGAAGACAACCUCUCCGACGAAUGGAAGGAAGAAGAUUUUGCUGAUGAAGUUAAUAACAGAGACACCAAUGACUCCCCAAACUUAGGUGAAACAACAGAAUUCACAUACUUGACAGAGAAUGAUAAUGAUUUGGCAAUGGAGGCGCUCCAACAACAAGAGUCUUCUGAGAUAUCAGGAGAGAUGAAAGCUUCUGGAAUUAAAAUGGAGCGAACAUCUGAUGCAUUAGAAGGAGAGAUGGAAGCUGUUGAGAUGGAAAAGGAGCCAACGUCUCCAGAAAUACCAGGAGAGAUGCAAGCUUGUAAAGUGAAAGGAGAGGAAAAAGCGUCUCCCGAAGUACCUGAAAAAGAGAUGCAAAAAUCUGGAGUGAAACAGGAGAAAACGCCACCUGAAGUUCCAGAAGGAAAGGUGGAAACUUCUAAAACGAUAAAGGAGAGAGAGUCUCCUGAAAUACCAGAACAAGUUAUGGAAACUUCUCAAGUGACAAAGGAGCGAGUGUCUACUGAAGUAUCAGAGAGAGAAAUGAAAGAUCCUGCUGCGAAAAAUGAAAGAGCGUCUCCUGAAAUACCACAAGUGAAGAUGAAAGCUUCUGGAGUGAAAAAGAAGAAAAAGAAGCAUAAGAGUUCCUUAGGUGUGGAGACAGUAGUGAAACCUUAUCUAGAGACCAAUCUUGAUAAUCCUGUCUUGUUCUACUUGGAGAAGGAGACCGAGUCUAAAUCUUCAGCAAAGUCUGAGUCGUCUGGUGAAGGCAGUGACAAAACUUCCGAACUAGAUCUCCUUAAAUCUGACACAGAGAAAGGGCAACAAGUUGAAGAAACAGCUAACUUAAGACUUGAAAAUGUAACAGAACACGAAUUACAACAACCUCUCAAACACAACACUGAAAACGUGAAACUUGAACCGUUAAAUGAACCCAAGCAAGAGGCAACAACAAAAGUGGACAAUCAAGAAGUGUUAUCUGACUCUCUACCUGUUCUUGUGGAUCAGAGUCAGUCUGAAAUAACUUCUCAGUCAAAUGACCAGUCACACGCUGCAGCUUUGAAUACCGCUACGCCCCCAGCGGCUGAUGAAAAUCCUGAUGUGGAGUCGACAAAGAAAACAAAUCGUCGAGCAAAAUCAUGCAGCAGGAAACGGCCCACUCAGAAGCCGCCACUACCACCUCCCAGAACAGCAUCACUCACACCGAAUCUGGGGUUGCUUACUUCCAAUGUAGAGUCAUCUACAGAAGAGCGGUCACCAUGUCAUACAAGAUCACUUUCAUACACUGGCUCAUCCUCUCCACAUCCUGAGACGCCCCCAAGGUCACUGAAUUCAUCCCUGACUUCCUUGGAGUCGGAAUCUGCUGUAGUAGAUGACGUGGUACACCUGAGAGAGAAACCAAGGAGAGAUGAGGCAACAUUAGAGAGACUUAAGCGGGUCUCUGCUGUGUACGAAGAGCUGGAGAUGAUACCUAUUCCACAAGUUCCUCCACCGCCUCCAAAAGAUAACAUGGAAAUUGAGGCCUCUGUCUCAGCAUCUCCCGAGGUCACUCAAAACAACAUUCGGUAUGUCUCCUUAGCACAUCUGAGGAACCUGUAAAAGAAUUCCCCCAGAUCAUCUCAAUUGCCUCUCCCUCAGCUAGUCUAGAAGCCACAAGUGAACUGCUUUCUGAUUCUAAUUUGAAAGAAGGCUGUAAUGAGAUUUCAACUAAGGACUCUUAUUUGAUCCUCUCCAGCAAUCACGCAUCAGAAAAGUCAGUGUCAUCCUCUCUGGAGCACUUUGCAACCACUGAGGAAUCCCAGUCACCACCAGCACCUCAGAAACAAGAAUCAAUUCCUUCAAUUGAUUCAGA